Pseudozyma hubeiensis SY62 is the source of this 1452-nucleotide messenger RNA. Its product is annotated as potential enoyl-CoA hydratase/isomerase. Gene Ontology annotation, biological process: fatty acid beta-oxidation. The record is from RefSeq and is a predicted model, not a curated record. Gene Ontology annotation, cellular component: peroxisomal matrix. Bases 1 to 1452 code for a protein of 483 amino acids. NCBI's taxonomy places the organism in Eukaryota, Fungi, Basidiomycota, Ustilaginomycetes, Ustilaginales, Ustilaginaceae. The transcript is spliced from 2 exons.
AUGCUCAAGAAAAUCGGAGAGCUCUUUGGUAUGCUCACCGGUGGUACAGCCAAAGUCGAGAAAGAAACUACUCAGCUUGAUGUCAGACUGGAGUUGGACGAAUCAGCACACUUUCAACACACGAAGGCGAGUUCAAAGACGAGCGCCUUCCUGAACAAGGAAAACGCUGAUGAAGAUGACGAGAUGGAGGUUGAGUACAUGAUCGUCGCCGAUAAGUGCAUCACUGCGGCACUAUCUGUUGAGGGCACUCGCGACCGACUGCUUGAGCAGCAGCGGUGGAAGAAGAGACGUGUAGGAGAAGUUUCAUCGCGCUUUCUUACUGCUCCUCCAGUCAUCAAGCGUAGAAGGCAGGUCACACGCCUGUAUAAGCCCAGGCGAAAGCUGAAAGGUCUGCCGCUGGGCGAAGCCCAAGCGGAGCCUCAAAACCACAACCCCACUCACUUCGCGACUGGUGCUCCUUCUCGCAUUCCCCAUCGUCAUCGCUCAAAUCUACAUCCAGUCCCUCUAAGCGCUCGCCAAAACAUGUCCUCAACUAAGUUCACCUCGCCUCCACCGGCACAACCCGACUCUGCACCCGUAGCACUCUCGUUCGUUGCCAACUGCGACAACCGAGUUGCAGUUAUCACCCUCAACGCCCCGGAGAAGCUCAACGCUCUCGGCUGGGCAGACUACAAAUGCAUCACCCAGUGUCUCGAAUGGAUCGCCCUCCAGCCCGACAUCAUCGUCACCAUCUUCACCGGUAAAGGACGAUACUUUUCCGCCGGAGCUAACGUCAAGGAUCCCUCCCGCACCCUGCCCGAUCACGUCGCCCGCGCCGACAGCAACACUGCCGAGGGCAAAGCCAUCAUUGCCGACUUCUACGCUGGUCGUACCCACGCUGGUCAGGGCAAGCUAGCUCUUGCGCUGCGAAACCACCCCAAGAUCUUGAUCGCUGCGCUUAACGGUCCAACUGUCGGACUCUCGGCGGCUAUCCUGAGCCAUUGCGACCUGGUGUACGCCUACGACGACUUCUUCCUCUUCACUCCCUUCAUGUCCCUCGCCCUUGUAGCCGAAGGUCUGACUUCCGUCACAUUCAUCAAAAAGAUGGGUCUGGGUAGAGCGACAGAAGCGCUCUUGGAAGGCCGAAAGAUGUCCGCACAAGACCUCAAGGAAAGCGGCUUCAUCACCAGACUUUACACCAAACCGCCCACCUACGAUGGCAAGGACAAGCUAGCCACCCCACCCAUCCUGGAUGACGUGGUGAAACACGUCCAGGACAAGUUCUUGCCUCCCAACGCCAGUCCGUUCUCGUUGCUGUAUACCAAAAAGCUGCUGAACGACGCUGCGUAUGCGUACGCGGGGGUGGAUGCGGUGAAUCAGGCCGAGUUGAGAGGUGCAGAGACGGUGUUUGCUUCGGGCGCUCCUCAGAAGAGGUUCGAGAGCAUCGCUGGUGGUGCACGUCACAAGUUGUAG